AUGCUCCGAAAAGCUUUUCGUCAUGGGGCGUGGUUUCCAACACGGACUGAAUUUUUGCAUGCGUUGUCCCUCUUACCAGACGAUGAUCGUAUUGUUAUUUUGCGUUAUGUUCAUCAGCGUGACGUGUUAUCGCGAAUGGCCGGUCGUCUCUUGAUGCGACAGGCGGUUGUCUCGUGGUUUUCGGUUGAUUCCAGUGCCAUAGUUUUUGACCGCACGGACUUGGGCAGGCCGUUUGUGGUUGGUUAUCAGAGUAUUCUGGAUCUCAACAUUUCGCAUGGGGGUGAGUUUACGACAAUCGUAAGCGUGAACCAAGGCCGCUGUGGCGUAGAUGUAAUGAGAAUUGAAUUACCU
Opisthorchis viverrini is the source of this 351-nucleotide messenger RNA. RefSeq lists its product as hypothetical. NCBI's taxonomy places the organism in Eukaryota, Metazoa, Platyhelminthes, Trematoda, Opisthorchiida, Opisthorchiidae. The transcript has 2 exons. The record is from RefSeq and is a predicted model, not a curated record. Gene Ontology annotation, cellular component: cytosol. Gene Ontology annotation, molecular function: magnesium ion binding; holo-[acyl-carrier-protein] synthase activity. The annotation marks the transcript as partial.